Molecule: messenger RNA, 6731 nt
Organism: Drosophila obscura
Lineage: Eukaryota; Metazoa; Arthropoda; Insecta; Diptera; Drosophilidae
Gene: wwk
Product: anoctamin-8
Exons: 18
Coding region: 91-4245 (1384 amino acids)
Biological process (GO): chloride transmembrane transport
Cellular component (GO): plasma membrane
Molecular function (GO): chloride channel activity
Source: RefSeq, a predicted model, not a curated record
AACGAAAACAAAUUAAACAUCCCACAGCCAAAACAAAAACUAGACAAAAAUUGAGUCAAAACAAAUCAACGAAAUAGAUUUUGGCACAGUAUGAGCCAAAGUUUUGAUAGUUCACAUGGACGUGGUGGCGGCGGAGGAGGAGGAGAAGGAAGACCUGGAGUUGGUUAUCCAGAGCGUCAAUGCUCGGAGGAUGUGCCCGAAUCCACAGCCACAGCAGCAACCACGACGGGAACAGGAACGCCAACGACAACAACAACAGCCGGAGAUGGACGACAAGGAGUAGGAGUGGGAGCCGGCGGAGUCGGAGCUGGAGGAGAGGAUGAUUUCACCGAUGACAACAAUUUCGAAUCGAAUUUGCGACGUCGCAAAGGCAAAAUAAUAUCCUGUGCCAAGGAGACCAUCGAGAAUGCUUCCCGCCAUAUACGCCGCAAGGUGCCCUACGCUGGUCAUUUGAUGACGCCGCGUCGGCUCUGGCUGAAUAAAAUCCCAACGCAAUGUGACGUGGUCAUUGAAUUUCCCGAGGAUGCCCCGGACGAGGCACUGCGCUGGCUGCUGGCACGCAUACGGUCCCAACCGCCGGCCGGGCUGGGUCUCCUGGUGCAGGUGAAGGCACAUGAGAGCACGCGACGGAAUGCCUUCUAUGUCAGUGCCCCCGUGAAUGUUCUUUUUAAAGCCGCCGAAGAGGCCCGCCUGCCCAAGCGUCUGCGUCCGGAUCUUGGCGGCGCCCUAAGGGAGUUUACCACACGCGAGAGCCAUUGCUUUCAGCAGUUGAGAGGCGAUGUGGCCAGCACCGCGCUAUUCACCUCACAGGAGCGCCAGUGGCUGGUGUUGCAGGUGCUGCAGGGCCUGCGUGCCGGCUGCAGUGACAUCGAUGCGCUGCAUGGACGCGCCGCAGUGGCCGAGGGCCAGAGCAUUGUGGCCGCCUGGCAGGAGUCGGGUCUCAUUACACAGGUCUUUCCGCUGCACGAACCACGGUCGUUGACACAACUCCAGACGCACUGGGUCAAGCAGAUAUUUGCACCGCAACCGUUGGAUGACAUUGCUGCCUAUUUUGGGGUGAAGGUUGCCCUGUACUUUGCCUGGUUGGGUCACUACACUUGCGCCUUGGGUGUGCCGGCUGUUUUUGGCACGAUUCUCUACUGCAUUCUCUGGGGCAAGGGUCAAACGGCCCAGGACAUGGGUCAUGUGCUCUUCUCGCUGUUCAAUGUGGCCUGGGCCUCACUGUAUCUGGAGGCCUGGAAGCGGUACUCUGUGGAGUUGGCCUUUCGCUGGGGCACUCUGUCCACGCCGCCCGAGUUACUCGAGCCCCCUAGGCCGCUCUAUAAGGGCCCUUUGGAGGAGAACAAUGUGACGGGUCGUCUGGAGCCCAAAGAGGCGCCUGCCUGGCAACGUCGCGCCUUCCGCUACUUGGUUAGCUUUCCCAUCAUAGGCUGUUGUCUCUGCAUGGUCUUUGCUGUGAUGUUUCUCAUGCUGCGCUUUCAGGACUGGUGGGACUCCAAGCUGCCGGAGGAUAGUGUUCUAUGCUGUCUGAGUGUCAUACCAAAGGUGCUGCUAGCAGGUGCCAUUACCCUCAUGGAUGAGGCUUACUUUAAGCUGGCGGUGUGGCUCAAUGAUAAAGAAAACUAUCGGCUGCAAUCGAAAUAUGAGAAUCAUUUGAUAGCCAAAGUGGCGCUCUUCCAGUUUGUCAACUCCUUUCUAUCGCUCUUCUAUAUAGCCUUCUAUUUGCGCGAUGAAGAGAAGCUCAAAGAGCAACUGGCUGGCCUGCUCAUCUCGCGACAAAUCAUUGGCAAUCUGCGUGAAUCGGCCAUUCCCUAUUUUAUGGAGCAAUGGAAACUGGCCAAAUUGAGCUUCAAUAUGUGGGGUGCCCUGAGCCCAACGCAACAUGUGACACGUAGUCUGGCAGAGGAAUUGGCCACAGCCGAGGCCGAACUCAAGGCCGAGGCAGCUGGCGGCACGCCCACAAAAAGCCAUCAGCAAAGCCAAGAAGCGACUAAAAGGAACAUUGGCCAGGCCGAAAUUGAGAGUUCGUUGUAUAAGUACGAUGGCACCUUUUCCGAUCACCUGGAGAUGCUGGUGCAAAUGGGCUAUGUGGUGCUCUUUUCGGCUGCCUUUCCCCUGGCCGGUAUAUGUGCUUUGAUCAACAACCUCAUGGAGAUACGUUCGGAUGCGUUUAAGCUGGCACAUGUGCAUCAGCGGCCGUUUGGACAGCGUGUGGCAAAUAUUGGCACUUGGCAGAAUGCUCUGAGUGUUCUCUCGCUGGCAGCGGUGAUUGUCAAUUGUGCCCUGAUUGGGCUCUCCGGUCAGGUGUCGAGGCUUUGGCCAGGACUAACCACAGCUCAGACAAUUAUACUGAUUGUCACACUCGAACACAUCAUGUUGGGGCUGCGGCAGGCACUCACCUGGCUGCUGCCGGAGUUGCCCUCUUGGCUGGCAGCGGAAAUAGCCCGAGCCGAGCAUUGCCGACGGGAAAUGCAAUGCAAGGGCACCUCGCCACGUCCCACACCGCCGACACCGCAAUCGACCACCUCCACACAGCCGGAACAGGAGGGCUCCGGUGGGCUGAUACAGAUGGAGAGCGGCGCCAACACCACACACGAUCAGUCGUCCAUGGAGAGUCAGGUGGCCGAGGAUAUGCUGCUCUAUGGCCACGAGUUCGCUGCCUCCGGUUAUGGGCGCAACAUCGAGGCGGAUGUGAAUAUUUAUGAGAAUCGUGAUUCAUCGCCCGAUUCGCCACCCUCGCAGACCAGCACCAUACUUAUUAGACCGCUGCACGAGUCGACACCACCGCAUGGAGGCGCCUCCCUUUCCAGUCUGCAUCAUGAUGGCAAUGGAGGAGCUUGUAAAAGUUGUGUUAGAAAAUCCCAGCACUUUAUACCGGAAAUACCACCAUUUCUUGGAUAUUCUGUGCGAAAUCUAAGCGUUUUGACCAAACAACAGCAACAAAUCGGAGCUUCCGCCAGCACGCUAGCCCUGAACUCCGCCGCGUAUGCAGCCCGGAUGCAACCGAUGCAUUUGCCAGAAAUACCGCCGUUCCGUAAGAAAUCAAGCGACUCUGCCGAACACACUGGCAGCAGCAACAGCAGCAGUCCCCAGCGUGCCACGAUGCGGCAACUGUCAGCGCAAUAUCAGCCGCAACAACAACUGCAGCAGCAACAUCAACAGAGAUUAUCGGAGAUACCGCCCUUCAAGACGCGCAAAAUAUCUGCAGAGAGUGCAACGCAUUUGAACAUGAGUGACAAGCUACACAUAAAACUCCAUGCACCCGAAUGGAUGUCACGUUUAAAAGUCAACGACAAUGCGAAUCUGCAUAGAAGCAUAGAUUGUAUUGCCAAGGAACUCGGUAGCAAUGCCGAUACCUCGGAUAUCUUAAAGCCUGCCCCGUCCUGGAGCAAUGUGGCCCUGAAGACGGGCGCUCCGGGCAGCAUGUUGGCCACCCCACCAGCCUCGCAGCAACAACAGCAUAUAGUGGCCUCAUCCUCCUCGUCGUCGGGUGGCGGUGGCAGCGUUUUCAGUCCCAGCGGUCCGGGACCUACUGGAGCCUCCGGCAGCAUCAGCAAUUCGCAGUCAAGGCCCAGUGUGGGUGCCCUAUCAAAUUCGUCAUCCAGUUCGUCCCACAAGCAGCAAAAGAAACUGGAAAAGGAGGAGAAGGAGAGGGAAAAGAAGGAGGAGAAAAAGAAGAGAAAAGAGGAGAAAGAAAAGGAGAAGCAAAGGGAGAAGGAACGGGAAAAGGAGAAGGAAAGAGAGAAGGAGAAGGAGAAGGAAAAGGAAGAGGCAGCGGCUGCCUCCACAUCAGCGGGCGCCUUGGAUGAUGAAGCCAAGGCGGCCGAAUUGGCGGCCAAGAAAUCGCGUCUCAAGCAAAAGCUGGUGAAAAGUGCGAGAUCUGUGGCUAUAUUCUCGCUUAAACUGAAGGAACGAAGACAGCGGGAAGCUGAAAAGGCAGCCACCAUUGCCGUAGAGCAUGCCAAGGCUCUGGCUAAGCUGCCCAUACCCCAGGCAGUGGGCGGUGAACUGUCGCUUAUACCCAUCGAACAACUGAUUCAAAUUGAGGAUCUACAACCUGCGAUCAAGCCUGCAACAGCAAACGUAUCGACAACGACAGCACCGACAUCCACAUCGAGCCAGGCAGGCACAUCGUUGCAGCAUCACUAUCAAUAUCAACAGCAGCAGCAGCAGCAGCAGCAACAGCAGCAGCAGCAACAGCAGCAGCAGCAGUAUCAUCAUCCACAUCCGCAUACCGAUGACUAGGCUUCUUCAAAGUAGAGUUUGAUUAGCAGCCACACACACACUCUGUAAAUAGUUUUCUAUGCACUCUUCCCAUCUACUUAGCUGAUGAGUUCUAGUCAAAGUUACCCGAUACUGAUACUCGUAUGUGAGCAAAUUUGCUGAAUGUUGUGUGUCUUGUCCAGAGUUGGAAGCAAACAAUUAACGAAAUCUAGUACUAGUAGAAAGCAAAAGAAAACCCCCCAGCUAAAGCGAAAAUGUUAUAAGAAAUCCAUUUCGAUAUCAAUUUUAUCAGAAAUUGUUUACUGAAAAAUCAAUCUGAAAUAGUAUUUUGCACCCCACACACAAGCAGAAAUCUUAGACAAAAAAAAAAAACCAUAAAUAAUAAUUGAAAAUGAAAAUGAAUAAUUGUGAAACACGAAUUUUUGUUUAGCGUUUUAGCAGUUAAUGUGUUUUUGGUAGUUCAAUAAUGUUGUUUAGCAUUUAGCCGUAAAGGAAAAUUUGUUACAGCACCCAAAAUGUGUUGAAAGUGUUACGUUUUGCAUUUAUGUUGCCACUGGAACGAAUAUUGAUAUACACAUACGUACAUAUAUAAAUACUAAAUAGUAUACAAAACUGAAGCAAUCAAACCCACACACACACAUAACAUGAGCACACAACACACGCAUAACUGUGAGAUAAUAUCGUCCAUUGUUCCUGUUCCUUCCAUAUACAAGGAUAAAGCCUUUGCACUCGCUUUUAGCCCAUCGUAUAAGAGAUCACAUCACAGAAUUGCAGCUUGCUAACAACGAAACAAAAUUAUAUUCAUCAAAUGCUGCAUAUAUUUUUCAUCAUUUUACUAAAUAUUUUUGUCGGCUUGAGAAACUAACGAAAAACUCACAAUUAAACUAAUCUAAAAUUUAGAACGGAUACACACACACACACUACUGAUAAACACAAGCCCCCCACUCACACACACACACACGAAUGAUAUUUGUAAAUAUUUUGUAGAAUUUAAGAGCGUAAAUGAAAUGAAAAUUAAAAAACAAAACAACAAAAAAACAUUACAGUUAUACUCGUAAUUGUACGUGCUCUUGUGUUAAAAAGAAAAACCAAACGAACCGAAAACAAAAACAAAACAAAAAACAAGUUAAAGUAAAGCAAUUAAUUUGAAAAGAAUUUCGAUUUUAAAGUAUUUAUUUCAAUCGGGUGCUAACUUGGCUUAAAUGGGUUUGUGUUUAUUGGUGGCAUAAUUUUGGGAGUGGCUGUAAUUUAUAAUUAACUGGAUUGGGUCACAUCGGAAUUGGAAGAAUUAAAAAAGAUAAAGUAUAUUUUUGUUUAUUAUAUUCGUAUUUAAAUAAUAAUCUUUGUUUUUUUUUCUAGUGAAUCCAGUACAUCCCAGUAAAUGCUGUGGUAAAUCGUAAGUCUUAACUAUAAUCCCACUUAUCACUCUUACACAUUCUUACCGAUCCCCUCUCUGUUUUCUUUUCUUUUUUUUUUUGUGUUUUUUGUGCUGUUUCCCUGACCUCUUAGCCCAUAAAAAUUCCUAUGCUUCAACAAUCUCCUCGGCAGCAUUGCUUUUAAUUGGUACUCUCGUACUCGUAACUAAGGAGAACUGUGAGAUAUGUAAAUCCCGUACAUGCCACAGACAGUAGAGAGCAAUCGUGUAAAUAAACGAAAGGUCAAGGAUAAUGGAUUGCUUUGCUUGGGGUCAGUGCUGGAACUUUUCCAGAAUUGAUUGCACUUGCACUGGAGUCUGUCUUCUGACUGUGGUUUAAUCAUUACGUUUAAAUCUAAUAGAGCAGCAGCUCCUUCGAUGCCCUGCCCUGCCCCCUGCCCCCAGUACUUGAUGGGAUACAAGUGUUUCAGAGUCUGGUUUUUUUUUUUUUCUGCUUGUUUUUUAUUUUGCAACAACAUUUUUCAUUUUGUUUUAUAGCCAAGCUUAACGAAUGGUGGACACGGGUCAAGUCAGCCUUCCACACACACACACACACACACACACACAGACAGUUGGGUCUCUGUCUCGUCACUGCACACGUACGGGUACGGGUACGGAUACGGUACGGUACGGGUUACGAUUAUCUCGGACCCCAUACCUUGUUCAUCGUUCAUCGUCAUCAACACUUGUCAUUGUUGCAGGUGAGCUUUUGCUGUAACUGAUUUGAGUUUUUUGAUAAAAUUUCUGAGCCGCGCAGAGCCGUGGAGUGUAGCAGUCGUUGCCCAUUUAACCGCUUGACAAACGCACUCCUCACGAACGGUUAAUUAACGCGCGUUUUAAGGCCUCGCUCCCGUAAUCCUCUGCUCCCAACGUGACCCUCCCUUCCUUCCUCCUUCCCCUUACACUGAGAGGGGGGGCACGAGUCGCAUUACGAGUGCAUUAUGGCAUGGGCGGGCUUUGUGGAGCGGCUGGUACGGUUGUCGUCUGACGCUUGUCGCUCUACCCACUAAGUGGUAUAUGUUUCAUAUGACAGAUAACGUUGUUGUGGGAUGAUACAUUUCCCAAAUAAUGUGCAUGUCUUUUUGGGCAGGUG